GCCCGGCGGAUCUACGCGCUCGGCGCUCGCGGCGGGCGGAAGUGAGGUGCCGGCAGCUGGCGGUCGCGGAGCCUUCGGCGAGACCCACCCGGUCCUGUCUUUGCCUGCCGUGGGGGGCUGCAGGCCGGCAGGAGAUUACUUCUGUAACAGGAUCACCAGUUUGCUCCACAAAGCACAAUGUCUCGAUCACGACAACCCCCACUUGUGACUGGCAUCUCUCCAAAUGAAGGGAUACCAUGGACAAAGGUCACAAUCCGGGGAGAAAACCUGGGGACUGGCCCCACUGACCUCAUAGGCUUGACAAUUUGUGGCCAUAACUGCCUCCUGACGGCAGAAUGGAUGUCUGCAAGUAAAAUAGUAUGUCGAGUGGGACAAGCCAAAAAUGACAAAGGAGACAUUAUUGUCACCACUAAGUCAGGUGGCAAAGGAACCUCAACAGUCUCUUUCAAGCUACUCAAACCGGAGAAAAUAGGCAUUUUGGAUCAGUCUGCUGUGUGGGUUGAUGAAAUGAAUUAUUAUGAUAUGCGUACUGACAGGAACAAAGGAAUUCCACCCUUGUCCUUACGUCCUGCUAACCCCCUUGGCAUUGAGAUUGAAAAAAGUAAAUUUUCCCAGAAGGACUUAGAAAUGCUGUUCCAUGGAAUGAGUGCUGAUUUUACAAGUGAGAAUUUUUCAGCUGCCUGGUAUCUUAUAGAGAAUCACUCAAACACCAGUUUUGAGCAGCUCAAAAUGGCAGUCACCAACCUCAAGAGACAGGCUAACAAGAAGAGCGAGGGCAGCCUGGCCUAUGUGAAAGGCGGUCUCAGUACAUUCUUUGAAGCACAGGAUGCCCUCUCAGCCAUCCAUCAAAAACUAGAAGCAGAUGGAACGGAAAAAGUAGAAGGAUCCAUGACGCAGAAACUGGAGAAUGUUCUGAACAGAGCAAGUAAUACUGCGGACACAUUGUUUCAAGAAGUAUUAGGUCGGAAAGACAAGGCAGAUUCCACUAGAAAUGCACUCAAUGUGCUUCAGCGAUUUAAGUUUCUUUUCAACCUUCCUCUAAAUAUUGAAAGGAAUAUUCAAAAGGGUGAUUAUGAUGUGGUUAUUAAUGAUUAUGAAAAGGCCAAGUCACUAUUUGGGAAAACGGAGGUGCAAGUUUUCAAGAAAUAUUAUGCUGAAGUAGAAACAAGGAUUGAAGCUUUAAGAGAAUUACUUCUGGAUAAAUUGCUUGAGACACCAUCAACCUUACAUGACCAAAAACGUUACAUAAGGUACCUGUCUGACCUUCAUGCCCCGGGUGACCCUGCUUGGCAAUGCAUCGGAGCCCAACACAAGUGGAUCCUUCAGCUCAUGCACAAUUGCAAAGAGGGCUAUGUGAAAGACCUGAAAGGUAGCCCAGGCCUGCACAGUCCCAUGUUGGAUCUCGAUAAUGAUACCCGUCCCUCUGUGUUGGGCCAUCUCAGUCAGACAGCGUCUCUGAAGAGAGGCAGCAGCUUUCAGUCUGGUCGAGACGACACGUGGAGAUAUAAAACUCCCCACAGAGUGGCCUUUGUUGAAAAAUUGACCAAGCUUGUCUUAAGCCAGCUGCCUAACUUCUGGAAGCUCUGGAUCUCCUACGUUAAUGGAAGCCUCUUCAGUGAGACUGCUGAGAAGUCAGGCCAGAUUGAAAGAUCAAAGAAUGUAAGGCAAAGACAAAAUGAUUUUAAGAAAAUGAUUCAGGAAGUAAUGCACUCGCUGGUGAAGCUGACCCGCGGAGCGCUGCUCCCCCUUAGCAUCCGAGAUGGAGAAGCCAAGCAGUACGGAGGCUGGGAGGUGAAGUGCGAGCUCUCUGGACAGUGGCUCGCUCACGCUGUCCAGACCGUCAGGCUUACGCAUGAAUCGUUGACUGCCCUUGAAAUUCCUAAUGACCUGUUACAGACUAUCCAGGAUCUCAUUUUGGAUCUCCGAGUACGUUGUGUAAUGGUCACGUUGCAGCACACGGCAGAAGAAAUAAAGAGAUUAGCUGAAAAGGAGGACUGGAUUGUUGAUAAUGAAGGACUGACUUCUCUACCAUGUCAGUUUGAACAGUGCAUCGUGCGUUCUCUACAGUCACUGAAGGGUGUUCUGGAGUGCAAGCCAGGAGAGGCCAGUGUCUUUCAACAACCUAAAACACAGGAGGAGGUUUGCCAACUAAGCAUCAAUAUCAUGCAGGUUUUUAUAUACUGUCUGGAACAGUUGAGCACCAAACCUGAUGCAGACAUAGAUACUACACAUCUCUCUGUUGAUGUUUCUUCCCCUGAUUUGUUUGGAAGUAUCCACGAAGACUUCAGCUUGACCUCUGAACAGCGCCUUUUGAUAGUCCUAAGUAAUUGCUGUUAUCUAGAACGUCACACUUUCCUAAAUAUUGCAGAACAUUUUGAAAAGCACAACUUCCAGGGAAUAGAAAAAAUAACACAGGUCAGCAUGGCGUCAUUGAAAGAACUAGAUCAAAGACUCUUUGAAAAUUACAUCGAGUUGAAAGCAGAUCCCAUCGUUGGCUCCUUAGAACCUGGAAUUUAUGCAGGCUAUUUUGAUUGGAAAGACUGCCUGCCUCCAACAGGACUGCGAUGUGCCCUGUCACCCCAGCACCCUGGAGUCACACUGGCUGCAUUCAGCCCUGAACCUGCUGUCUGUGCUCAGGGCAUCAAAGCAUUAUGCCUCCAGCUGUGGUGCCAACAUUCUAAGAAUUGUAAGGAGAACAGCAGCGAUGACAGGAUAGAGGAGGAGAACAGAAGACUGUGUGGACAGGACGGAAAGAUGUUUAAGAGAUGAAUUUUUUGGAUAUAUUUUCAUUUACCUCCAAUGUCCACAUUUCCUAACCUACCUUUCUGGUUUUGUUUGCUUGUUUGUUUUUAAAUGGCUUUGUUUUUCUUUGUUUCUGGGGUAGGGUGAGGUGGAGUGAGGUGGAAGUAAGUUAUAGUUCUUAAUGGCCAACUUGGGGCAGGGGAAAAGUAAUUCUUAGAGUGGAGCUGAAAAAUGUGUAUUCCAAGUGUUCUUGCUCUUACAUCAUAACAAUGCUAUAAAUUGGUUUCUGGCAUGAUAUUCAAUAAAAGCCAGUACCUUCUUAGUGUCAUCAAAAGCAACAUAAUUCAAAUGCCUUUAUUGUGGCUAGAACUGAAAGAAAAGUUUUGAGAACUGUUCAUUUAGAAUGAAGCCACCAGUACCUAAUGUAUUCUUUUAAGCUGUUUGCAUGUACUGAUCUGGUCACUGGCUUCUGGAACUUCAUUGAGAACACCUUCAAGGACUCCUCUGCCCUCAGAGGGCCCUGCCUCCCUCUCUCCCUUCCGACUCUGCCCUGCUCCCCUCCUCCUGACACAUCACAGGGCCUGACCCAGGGUGCCUGCUGGUUCUCUGUCCUUUGGGCUCCUCCCCCACACAUCUGCCUGUGGUGUGUGCACCUCCCCUGGCCUCUGUGUCCCUUGGGCUUCUCCCACAGAUGUCUUUCCCAGGUGUGACCCCCUUGGGCUCCCUGGAGCCCCUGGAGCAGCUGUGUCUUCACAGCCCUCACCUUGCAGCUCCUAAGAAAACCUCCCAUGCACAUCAGCGGCUCAGAACCAUGUGCUUGGGACAUGGGAAAGUGGGAGCAGCACAUGGAUUUACUCAUUUUAGUAGAAAAUGAACAUCUGAUAGAAUUUGUUAAGAAAGUUAAACCACAGAGCAACUCUGUAUGUUUCCUGUUUUCUACUUUGAGGUCGGAAAUGCCAUCUCUGUGACUUUCUCCCAAAACCAGGAUAGAGCCUCAGAGAUAAAAGGCACUUGGUAAAUACCGGGUAAUCAUGUCCAAUUUUCCUAACCAUCUUUUCUUGGUAAGCAGCAAAAACUAACCCUAAAAUACUUAUAGAGCAGCUUAAUAGUAAUAAAUAGUUACUAUUUAUUCUAAACCUUCAAGGUGGAAAACUUUCGAGUGUUUAUUGAAAAUGUCUUGAACAUUUUCUAAGAGACCACAGUAAAGGGGUAGUUGCUUAUCAGCCUGAAAGAGGCUGAGAAGACCUAUCACACCCCUUUCUUUUACAGUUGAAGAAACUGAAGUCCAGAUGAAAUGUCAUCUAAGGCCAUCAAGAAGCAUUUGGUUGACAAAACUGGGACUUCUGCCUCUGCCUCCUAUCACUUUACAAAAAUAUGUUAUUUUUUCAGCAAGCUAAUCAAUGUGUUUAAACUCUACAUUGUAUAAACAGUCUAAAAAUAGUACAAUUAGCAUAAAAAACUCAGUUUGUGGCUAGAUUUUUAAGUGUGUAGAGCAAGAGACAUCAACAAAGCAGUUUAUGUCUAUGGGAGCAAAUUAAAGACUGUUGUUAAAAUCUUUAUGUUGUAGAGGAUAUUUACUUGGGACAUGGAUUUUUUUUUAGAUCAAUUUACUUUAAUUUUCUCGUAGUAUCACAUACUAAUCAAAAUGUUUGAGUGACAACCAGAGUAAAUUCAAAAAUUUAUCUGAAAGCGCAUUUUUCUUUUUUUGAAAUUGCUAUCAUUUCUGCUUGCAAAUGGUGUGAGUCUGUGAUUACAGUAAUAAGGACUAAGAAUUCUGCAUAGAAUGCAUAUCACUUUUAGCAAGUUUGUAUAUUGAAGGAAUUUAAUAAGAGGUUUUACAGAAUCACAAAAGCCACCUUCAUGGGCUUUACAUAUGAUGGAUAUGAAAGAAACUAAUAUUCUUAUACUCUAUGGUUGGGUUGUAUUAAUGAAAAGAAAAAUUGGUGGGUAUGCUUAGACUUUUGUUUCUUCUGAUUUUCCUUCUUGAUUUGUGCUGUGACUUCUUUGUCAUAUUCUGCUAAGGAAAACAGGUUCGGCAGCUCCUUUUUGCUUCCCUGGAGUGGGCUGCUUAUGGACUCGUGCGCUGUGUGCAGCAGCACUGCACAUAAACUGUAAGUGACCAUGCGGUGUUCUUGGUGGGGUGUUAGCUCUAGCUUUUCCCCGCAGGGACUGCAGUGCACCCUGAAGAUACCACAGGUGCAGUGAGCCAGCUCCAUUCCAGGCUGUCACCCAAGAGCAUGAGUGUUUAUGCCCACCAAAAGACAGGAGCAGCUGUAUUCAUAACAGCUCUGUUGGAAAUACCUGAAAAUGGGAACUGGGAAACACAGGGUUGCAGAGUUGGCCUAUUUGGUGGUGUUUAAGCAUGCGGUGUUGAAAAUAAAAUGCCAGGCGGCAUUUUGCUUUGGUUCAUUUUGAAAACCUGAUGGAUUUAUUCAGGUAUUUCAUUCCGUCCAUUUUCAAAUUAAAAUAUUUUAUAGUUUAAUCAUUGUGUCUACAUACAUUCUUGUAUUUUAUCUUCACACAGGGGUUAGAUGCUUUUUUCCCCAUGUAGCAAAUUUUUUAAAUUUGAAGAAUCGGGAAAGGCUAUGUAACUUGCUCCAAUAAGAGAACUAGGCCCAACUUUUCAUCUCCAGUUGUAACUUUUAUCACUCUUACCAAGAAACAUUCAUAGCAUACCAGGCAUGGGUCAGACUACAGGACUAACAAUAUGGUGUCAUUUUGUUUAUCUUCAUAUUUGCAAAUAUGGUAGACCCUUGUACAACAGAGAGUUGGGUUGCCAACCUUCUGCACAGUCUAAAAUCUUUGUUUAACUUUUGACACCCCCAGAAUUUGACUAUGAAUAGCCUGCUGUUGCCCAGAUAACUUACUAAUAACACAGUCUGUCAACAUGUGUUUUAUGUAUAUACUAUAUUCUGUAUUAAGGUAAGCUAGAGAAAAGAAAAUGCUAUUAAGGAAAUCAUAAGAAAGGAAAAUAUAUUGACUCCUCAUGAAGUGGAAGUGGAUCAUCAUAAAGGUCUUUAUCCUUGUCGUCUUUACAUUGAGUAGGCUGAAGAGGAGGAGGAGGAGGAUUGGGGUUGGUUUUGCUGUGUCAGGGGCAGCAGAGGCUCAAGAAAACCCACAUAUGGGUGGACCCAUGCAGUUCAAACUCCUGUUGUUCAUGGGCCAACUGGAAUUGAGUUUGCAAAGUACUGUGGGCCUCAGUCUCAGGUGCCUUUAACAGAGCUGAGAAGGGGCUCAAGGACCCAAGGACCAUGAUCUGGUGGCCCUCUCCUGCUGACAGGUGGACAGUAGCUUAACCCAAAGGAGAAGGCAGUGUGUGCAUAUGCUCCUUGACCUUCUGACCAACACUGACCCAUGAGGGAGAGUUUCCAAGUACGGCAAAGUUAUUAACAAAUGAUAAAGAUACCAAGAAGAGUAAAGGGGUUGCCCUUAUUUUUGGAUAAAGGAUCUGCACAACAAUGUACCAGGCACUAAGCAACAAAUUUGGUGGAGUGAUGAAAGUAAGUACUGAUACUGAAGAUGGAAGAACAGCGGAGUAAUUGCUAAUAAAAUCUCUAGAGAAAUAAUAAGCAAUGUGGAAUUCAAUAUUUGAAUGAGAUUUUCUUAUAAAGAGAGAAAGAAACAAAAUCCUGUCUAUGAAAUGAGGCACUGUUCCUGCCCUUGCCUCUCUGAGCCUGUGUGCCUCGAUGGUGGCAUCCUCUGAGCACACUCUAAGCUGGCAUUGCAGCUUUAAAAAUGCAGGCUCCUGCAGGCAGGCAGCUUGCCCAGCUCGGGUGGGGUUCAAUCCAGACACUCCCAUUUAGCCCUGUUCUCUUGGCCUCACCUUCAGUGUCAUCAGUCCCAACAGGGUGCAAACCCAGUGCUUUGUGGUUUUAGUCAUCUAAACAAAUGUGUGGCAUGUUCAAAAAUUAGUCUUCUUAAAGAUGUAAAUUUCUACCUAGAUUUCUUUUUUCUUUCUUUGUGAGAAAGCUUUUAAUGACAAGUUCAAUUUUUUUUUAUUGUGCUUUAGAUUCUGGGGUACAUGUGCAGAUCAUGCAGGAUUGUUGCAUAGGUACAUACAUGGCAAGGUUGUUUGUUGCCACCAUCUCCCCAUCACCUAUACCUGACAUUUCUCCCCACGUUAUUCCUCCCCCACCCUCCCUCCCACUAACCCUCCCAUAGCCCCCACAAUGGACCCUGGUGUGUGAUGCUCCCCUCUUUGCGUCCAAGUGUUAUCAUUGUUCAACACCUGCCUAUGAGUGAGAACAUGCAGUGUUUGAUUUUCUGUUCUUGUGUCAGUUUGCUGAGAAUAAUGGUUUCCAGGUUCAUCAGUGUUUCUACAAAGAGCACAAACUCAACGUUUUUUAUGGCUGCAUAGUAUUCUAUGGUGUAUAUGCGCCGCAUUUUCUUUGUCCAGUCUAUCAUUGAUGGGCAUUUGGGUUGGUUCCAGGUCUUUGCUAUUGUAAACAGUACCACAAUGAACAUGUGUGUGCAUGUAUCUUUAUAGUAGAACAAUUUAUAGUCCUUUGGGUAUAUACCCAGUAAUGGGAUUGCUGGGUCAAAUGGAAUUUCUAUUUCUCAAUCCUUGAGGACUUGCCACACUGUCUUCCACAAUGGUUGCACUAAUUUGCACUCCCACCAACAGUAUAAAAGUGUUCCUAUUUCUCCACAUUUUCUCUAGCAUGUGUUGUCUCCAGAUUUUUAAUGAUCGCCAUUCUAACUGGCAUGAGAUGGUAUCUCAAUGUGGUUUUGAUUUGCAUCUCUCUAAUGACCAGUGAUGACGAGCAUUUUUUUAUAUGUUUGUUGGCUUCAUAUAUAUCUUCUUUUGAAAAGUGUCUGUUUAUAUCCUUCACCCACUUUUGGAUUUCUUACUAUGUAAAUGGUACUUUAAAAUCCCAGUUAGCAAUUGGCCUUUCAUAUUUUUUUCUGCCUUCCAUUUUAUUAUGACUCAAAAUUGUUUUUUGUUCUCUAAAAUGAAGUUUCGCUCUUGUUGCCCAGGCUGGAAUGUAAUGGUGCAAUCUCAGUUCACUGCAGCCUUCGCCUCCUGGGUUCAAGCGAUUCUCCUAUCUCAGCGUCCUGAGUAGCUGGGAUUACAGGUGCCUGCUACUACGCCUGGCUAAUUUUUGGUAUUUUUAAUAGAGACUGAGUUUCACCAUGUUGGCCAGGCUGAUCUUGAACUCCUGACCUCAGGUGAUAAGCCCACCUCGGCCUUCCAAAGUGCUGAUAUUACAGGUGUGAGUCACCACACCUGGCUGACUCAAAAUUUUUUUUAAUUUCAAGAUGUUUUCUUUGUGUAAGGUUUUAUGACUAUUCCUUCAAUUGUAUGUGGAACCCUGUAUUAAGAAUAGGGACUAUCCCCUAUUACUUCUUUCCUAUGCUCCACAGUAAUGAUUGCAGUCAAAGGGAUGCAGUGGGACGCUCAGCAACAGUCAUGGUGCUGCCUGCAUUAUGCACCAUCUCAACUGCUAGGCCAUGGCAGGAGCCCUUCCCAGAAUUCACUCCUUUAGUCACAGGGACCAUGCAGCGAAAUAAGGGGCCAGGACCCUAGCCUGCUUCCAGCCCUCUCAUAGCAUUCAUUGGUUUUGAUCUCAGCUCAUUAAAAUCUUUUUUAAAAAGCACCUUCUUGAAAUUGUGAAAAUCAAACAGUGAAUCCAACCCUGUUUAUGAAGAAGUAGGUCCAGAAGCAACACCUCACAGUAUAAAAUAAAUUCAUUCAUCUGCACAUGUAGGAUGAAUCCUAUUCUCUUGUCACUUUCACUUUUCAAAUUGAAGUUUCCUUGUAAUGAAAAAAAAAUUCUGACAGAAAACUAAAUUGAAACAAAUGGUUUAAUUUGUCAGUUUAUAGUAAGUUAAUUUUCUACCUUUAUGUCUAAAAUUGAGUGUAUCAAGUUUGUGAAUUGUAUUCUAUGCUGAAUGUAUGAUGUGUUCUGUAACAUCUUAUAUUAGGAUGGAUAAUUUAUGGUCUGUUUUAUACAUCACACUUUAAAUUUUGAAAUGGGAGGGGAGAGCUUUUUUCCCCCUUGCUUAUUUUGAGUCUUAAAAGCCGUUUCUCUAUGAAGUUUAUGAAUCUAAACUCUUAUGAAUAUAAAGCCUUUCUUACAGAAGGGAAAAAAUAAGCCAUGUAACCAUUUCACUGUUAUUUUCACUGUCGGCAAUAUUUUCUCUUUUCUCAAGGAAAGAAUUUUCCUAUUCAGAUUGAUCAUAUUGAUCAAUAGGAGAUCCUAUUGAUGAAAGCAAUGAAAAACAAUAUCCUGGGAUAGAAAACAGAAAGCUGGAGAGGGUGAAGGUAACCAUAGGGGUGCUACAUAGGGAGAGUGUUCUUUCCUCAAAUAGUCAUUGGAAAAAUCCACUGUAUGGCAAAAGACAUUUAUCAAUUUGGGAAUGAGUGCACUAAAACCUGAAGAAGACCUGGAAAUUAAAACUCUUUCUUUAUUCCAACAAGAGCUGAUUUUGCUGCAGAGUAGUUAGGACUUCCUCUCUGUUCUACUAAUAAUGAUAUAGUUUCUGGUUACCUUUUCUUUUAAAAUUAGGCAGUAAUUUCGAUAAUGUGUGUUCAGAGUAUAAUUGAAUAGAUAAUUUACUUGAAAAAAAAUACAUCAAAGUUUUUUCAUGUAGUGUUUCAGUUUGACAAUAAAAAAAGUACAUUGUGGGAUAUUUAUAGUAUUUUUCAAUCUAUUUUUACCAGCAGACUGGGAGUGAUAACUGAUUUGGGGCAUACGGGUUAAAAACAGGAAAUGUGGUUUAUAUAGUCGGUAGUGUCUCCAGAGUUUCCAGGGUUGAUUUCGUAUAGUAUUGUCUGAAGAGUGUUAUGUAUCAAAACAACGUUAGGCUGAGUACCUUGAAAUCCGCCUAUGUUUACAGGAGCCGUCUUUCCAAUUAUGACAGGAAAUGCUUCAUGGAAAAGUUUGCAUUCUUGAUAUGGGUUCAGAUGGCAUAGCAGUUGUUUUCUGUAAUUACACCAUGUUCUUCCUCUCUUAACACUUUUCAGAUGCUCUUUAUACCGUCAGCGUAGAUCUUGUGUAACUUUGAGUAAAUUUCCUUUGAUUUUUGUAUUUUGCUUAAAAUUUUAUUUAUUUUCAUGAAAAGUUUUGUCAAAUAGCUGUUUAAGAAUGUUUUAAAAUAGACUAUCAUAGCUAAGGAGGAGCAUAUAUUAGGGAUAUUAUCAAUUAUAGUAAUCAAAGAAUCCAAGUUAAGAGAAUAAAAAGGCAUGAAGAAAUAGGAAUAUUAUUUUGUGGGGCCUUUUGCAUGCUAGGUUGGCAGAAUCCAUGAAAAGUGCAUAGCUUGAAUACCUUUCCACUCAGCAAUUCUAGUGGAGGAGGCCUGUGCGUAGUAGGGCAUAUGCGAAAUCUCUGCACCUUCUGCUCAGUUUUACUAAAUUCUUACAUAAACUGUUCUAUUAGAAUGACAGAAUCUAUGUUCAUUGCAUUAUUUAUGGUAGUAAAUAAAAGGCAACCUAAGUGUUCCAUAGUGGGAGAAUGGUCAAAUAGAUGAUGAUACAUCCAUGCUAGAAUACUAAGCAGCCAUUGAAAAUUAGAAGGUAGAUACAUAUGCAUUGAAGAUUAAAAAAUGAGUCAAAGACCUUAACAGACAGCUUACCAAGGUAAAUAUGCAGAUGGAAAAUAAGCAUAUGAAAAGAUGUUCAACAGUGUGUGUGACAUUACGGAAUUGAAAAUUAAAACACUGCAUGCCUAUUAAAAUGGCCAAAUCCAGAACAUGGAAAACACAAAAUGCUGGUGAAAAUGUGGAGCACCGGGAUCUCUCCUUCAUUGCUGGUGGGACUGCAGAAUUACCCAGCCACUUUGGAAGACAGUUUGGCAGUCUCUUUUGAAACUAAACAUCCUCUUACCAUAUAAUCCAUGAAUGGCACUAUUCAGCAUUUAGCGAAAGGAGUGGAAAAGUUGCCAUCCACGCAAAAACCUGCACACCAAUGCUCCUAGCAGUCUUAUUCAUAAUUGUCAAAACUUGGAAGCAACCAAGUAAUCCUUCGGUAAGUGAAUGUUAUGGUCCAUCUGGAAAAUGAAUAUUACUCAGCACUAAGAUGAAAUGAGCAAGAUGUGGAAGGAACCUUAAAUGCUUAUUACUAAGUGAAAUAAAAUAAACUGAAAAGGAUUCAUAUUAUGUGAUUCUAACUAUAUGAUAUUCUGGAAGAGGAGACACUGAAGACAGGAAAAGAUCAGUGGUUGUCAGGUUAUUGGGGAAGGAGGGAGCACAGAAGAUUUUUAGGGCACUGAAACUACUCUGUGCGUUACUAUAAUGGUUGGUACCUGUCAUUAUACAUUUGUCCAAACCCAUAACAUGAACACCACCAAAAGUGACCCCGAAUGUAAAUUGUGGACUUUGGGUAAUAAUGACACAUACCAGUGUAGGUCCAUCAACUAUAACAGAUGCACCACUCUGGUGGGGGUGUUGACAGUCAGGGAGGCCUGUGCGUAUGUGGUAGGGCAGGUGGGGGGCAUAUGCGAAAUCUCUGCACCUUCUGCUCAGUUUUGCUGUGAACCUAAAACUGCUCUAAAAAGUAAAGUCAACUAAAAAUUGUUACCGAUUACAGAAUGAGAUUUAGCAAGUUUCAAGAAGAGAAUGUGUAACAUCUCAUUUUUUAGGAAAAAAUUAUAUUCAUAGGAAAAGAUCUGGAAGAACAUACACUAACCUGUCAAUAGUGGUUAUUCUUGAGAAGGAUGAAAGAGGAUUUAUUGGGCUUUUAUUAUUACAGAAUAAUAAUAAACUGUGUUUCUUUACAAUGAGCACUUGAUUACUUAAUUUUCUAAAUAAAAAAUUAAAGAC
This is a messenger RNA of Callithrix jacchus (white-tufted-ear marmoset), 11502 nucleotides long. It is a transcript of the gene EXOC2, whose product is annotated as exocyst complex component 2. Gene Ontology annotation, cellular component: exocyst. The record is from RefSeq and is a predicted model, not a curated record. Gene Ontology annotation, biological process: exocytosis; Golgi to plasma membrane transport. Lineage: Eukaryota; Metazoa; Chordata; Mammalia; Primates; Cebidae.